AUGUCCUCGCCCUGCUUUUCCGUAGCCCACGGUGACGACUACUGGGCAGCAGCGCGCCACCGUAAGCUGGGUGCCCAGGUCCUCUCCACGGGGCCUUCUUCGGCGAUGGUGCCCCACCAGGUAUCAGUUGGUUCAAGCAGAAAGAGAGUACGUUUCUGCAUGUUCAACACAUAUGCAAGAUCAGCAUCUCCCCACCAUCAGCAGGUGUCCAUCGAUGGUUUGUGCACAAGUUCUAGGCUUGGCAACCGUGUAGUUUUGCAAAAUAUUGGAAUUUUUUUUGGUGACAAUGAAAUGAGUGUCCGUGUGAAGACAUUUCUGUAUUAUGCUAAACUAGCCGUUCAGUUAAUUAGUUUUCUGUUGCCUCUCCAAGAUUUCCUUUGUACUGCCAUUUGGGAAGAAAUCAUUAUUCGUCAAACUGUUCCAUCAAGCUAG
Miscanthus lutarioriparius is the source of this 432-nucleotide messenger RNA. The record is from the annotation of a GenBank genome assembly. NCBI's taxonomy places the organism in Eukaryota, Viridiplantae, Streptophyta, Magnoliopsida, Poales, Poaceae.